Molecule: messenger RNA, 1323 nt
Organism: Cordyceps militaris CM01
Lineage: Eukaryota; Fungi; Ascomycota; Sordariomycetes; Hypocreales; Cordycipitaceae
Product: amidohydrolase
Exons: 3
Coding region: 1-1323 (440 amino acids)
Molecular function (GO): dipeptidase activity
Source: RefSeq, a predicted model, not a curated record
AUGAAGCUGGCCAACGAUGCAUCCCGGGAAGCAGGUCCCGGCAGAAGUGUCCCUGCGACGAAGCCUGCAAUGGCGGAGCAGGAGGUAGCAAUGCGCGCCAUCGACGGCUAUGAUGCCGAACUGCGUGGCAUCAACAAAAAGAUUUUUGACAACCCGGAGCUCGGAUACGAAGAGUUCCAGGCACAUGACAGUAUUGUGUCUCUCCUGCGCUCGCUCAAGUUCGAAGUGACGCCACACGCCUUUGGCGUGCAGACCUCAUUUUCCUGCGAAGUCGGGUCCGGUGGACGCGUCGUCGUCUACAAUGCCGAGUAUGAUGCGCUUCCGGACAUUGGACAUGCGUGCGGACACAACCUCAUUGCCACGUCGUCCAUUGCCUCUUUCCUCGGCGUCGCCGCCGCGCUGCGGUCCUCCAACACCCCCGGCCGUGUCCGUCUGUACGGCACCCCGGCCGAAGAGGGCGGCGGUGGCAAAGUGCGGCUCAUUGACGCGGGCGCGUACAAGGACGUCGAUGCCUGCCUGAUGGUGCACCCGGGCCCGCCCAUGCCGCCGCCGCGGAGCCUCGACUACCACGGCUGCUGCGUCCCCUCGGGCUCGGCGUACGGUCGGACGCUUGCGAGUAAGAAGUUCAACGUCACGUUUACGGGGCAGGAGGCGCACGCGGCCAUGGCUCCGUUCCAAGGACGCAACGCGCUCGAUGCCGUGGUGCUGGGCUACAACGGGGUGAGCAUGUUGCGGCAGCAGACGCGCCCGCACGACAGGAUACACUCGGUGAUUAUGAGCGGAGGGACACGGCCAAAUGUCAUCACGAGCUUCACGAAGACGCAGUACUGCGUGCGCAGCGAUACGUUGAAGGAGGCCACGGCGCUGGAGACGAGAGUCAAGGCGUGCAUGGAAGGGGCAGCGACUGCGACGGCAUGCGAAGUAGACUACGAGGUGGACAAUGCGUAUGCGGAUCUCCGUCCCAACCGCACCAUCUGUUGCCUGUACGCCGAUGCCAUGGCCCUCCCGUGCAUUGACUCGCCCGUCGCCUGCGACUUCGAGCAUGCACCGCCUGUGCCCGGUUCGACCGAUCAGGGCAAUGUCUCGUACGUGGUGCCGAGCUUCCACGGAGGUUUCGCCAUUCCGUGUCCGCCGGGCGCGUAUAACCAUACCAAGGGGUUUACCGCCUGUGCCGGGACUGACGAAGCGCACAAGCUGGCCAUUGACGCCGCCAAGGGUAUGGCGAUGGCCGGUUUGGCAAUUCUCAACGAUGAAGCCGUCGCAGCUAAGAUUUGGGAGGAGUUCAAGGCAGAUAGAGCCCUGGAUGAGAAGGAGCUGUAUUGA